GCGGGACGGAGCCCCGCGCGGGGAGCGGGCACCAUGGUGCUGUCGGUGCCUGUGAUCGCGCUGGGCGCCACGCUGGGCACGGCCACCAGCAUCCUCGCGCUGUGCGGGGUCACCUGCCUGUGCCGCCACAUGCACCCCAAGAAGGGGCUGCUGCAGCGGGACCGGGAGCCCGACCCCGAGAAGGCGAGGCCCGGCGUGCUGCGGUCCGCCCAACAGUUCAAUGUUAAGAAGUCCACAGAGCCCGUCCAGCCCCGAGCCCUCCUCAAGUUCCCAGACAUCUAUGGCCCCAGGCCAUCUGUGACGGCUCCAGAGGUGAUCAACUAUGCAGACUACACGCUGGGGACCACAGAGGAGCCUGCUGCACCCGUCAGCCCUCAGGCACCAAGUGACAGCCGCCUCAAUAAACAGGUCACAGAGGAGCUGUUCAUCCUUCCUCAGAAUGGUGUGGUGGAGGACGUCUGCGUCAUGGAGACCUGGAACCCAGAGAAGGCUGCCAGCUGGAACCAGGCCCCAAAACUCCACUACUGCCUGAACUAUGACCAGAAGAAGGCUGAACUGUUUGUGACUCACCUGGAAGCUGUGACCAGUGACCACGACGGAGGCUGUGACUGCUAUGUCCAAGGCAGUUUGGCCAUCAGGACGGGCUCCGUGGAGGCACAGACAGCCCUGAAGAAGCGGCAGCAGCUCACCACCUGGGAGGAGGGCCUGGCGCUGCCCCUGGCGGAGGAGGAGCUCCCCACAGCCACCUUGACGCUCACCCUGAGGACCUGUGACCGCUUCUCCCGCCACAGCGUGGCUGGGGAGCUCUGCCUGGGCCUGGAUGGGGUGUCAGUGCCUCUGGGGGCCGCGCAGUGGGGUGAGCUGAAGACUUCAGUGAAGGAGCCAUCCACAGGAACAGGAGAGGUCCUUCUGUCCAUCAGUUACCUUCCAGCAGCCAACCGGCUUCUGGUGGUGCUGAUCAAAGCCAAGAAUCUCCAUUCCAACCAAUCCAAGGAGCUGCUGGGCAAGGAUGUCUCUGUCAAGGUGACCUUGAAGCACCAAGCACAAAAGCUGAAGAAGAAGCAGACAAAACGCGCCAAACACAAAAUCAACCCAGUGUGGAAUGAGAUGAUCAUGUUUGAGCUGCCUGACGACCUGCUGCAGGCCUCCAGUGUGGAGCUGGAGGUGCUGGGUCAGGACGAGGCGGGGCGGAGCUGUGCACUUGGCCACUGCAGCCUGGGUCUGCACACCUCGGGCUCCGAGCGCAGCCACUGGGAGGAAAUGCUCAAAAACCCACGCCGGCAGAUAGCCAUGUGGCACCAGCUGCAUCUGUAGCUAGCCACUGGCCCACUUCCCUUCUCGGGCACAGCCCGUCCUCCAGCCCCAGCUGCCCUCCGCCAUCUCCUCCUUGUGCCCCGUCCUCAUUUUGACACCCGAAGACAGAGACAGAGACAAAUGUGUUGGCCAAGGUCAUGAUCCUGUUCCUCUCUCAUC
Castor canadensis (American beaver) is the source of this 1473-nucleotide messenger RNA. RefSeq names its product synaptotagmin 13 (gene Syt13). The record is from RefSeq and is a predicted model, not a curated record. Gene Ontology annotation, biological process: synaptic vesicle endocytosis; calcium ion-regulated exocytosis of neurotransmitter. Lineage: Eukaryota; Metazoa; Chordata; Mammalia; Rodentia; Castoridae. Gene Ontology annotation, molecular function: clathrin binding; calcium ion binding; calcium-dependent phospholipid binding. Gene Ontology annotation, cellular component: axon; synaptic vesicle membrane; dense core granule.